This is a messenger RNA of Ruditapes philippinarum (Manila clam), 438 nucleotides long. RefSeq lists its product as uncharacterized. The coding region runs from base 1 to 438 and encodes 145 amino acids. The transcript has a single exon. Lineage: Eukaryota; Metazoa; Mollusca; Bivalvia; Venerida; Veneridae. The record is from RefSeq and is a predicted model, not a curated record.
AUGGUUGCGGACAUUGAAAAGGCGUUUCUUCAAGUUGGUCUUCAAGACUCAGAACGCGAUGUAACCAGACUCUUUUGGAUUAAGGACACAAAAAGACCAUCGCCGUUUCCAAAUAACAACAAAAUUUAUCGUUUCUGUAGAGUACCGUUUGGUAUUAUUUCAAGCCCUUUUCUUCUGAGUGCAACGAUUGAGGCUCAUUUGAAUACUUAUGGCACUAAUCUAUCAGAACAGAUGAGACGUGACAUUUAUGUGGACAAUAUUAUAACCGGAGCUUCUAGCGAUGAACAAGCUAUAAACGUGUAUAAAGAAGCAAAAAAAGACACCUCAAUGAAUCUUCGGGAGUGGAGUUCAAGUAGUAAACAAGUAAACAGUCUUAUUCCAGACGUUGACAGAUCACUGAAACUGAAACAAAGGUUCUUGGAUAUGUUUGGGACAUAA